UUACUCGAACUUUCUACACUGCAUUUGUUGAUAUCUUCCUUUUUGUCACCUCGACGUCACUCUUUCAGUUGAAACAGUCACGUAAUUUCUCUAUCCGUCGUCUAACUUUUGACUCCAGCGCACACCUUACAACAGAAGUCACAAUCAUCAUGUCGGACGGUGAUUAUUACGAAAUUCUCGGUGUUCCCAGAGAUGCCAGUGAACAAGACAUCAAAAGAGCUUACAGAAAACUGGCACUAAAAUGGCACCCUGAUAAGAACCCAGACAAUCUCAAGGUAGCGGAGGAGACAUUCAAAGAGAUCUCUGAGGCGUACGACGUGCUGUCUGAUCGAGAGAAGCGAUAUGUGUAUGAUAGAUAUGGAAAGGAAGGGCUGGCAGGAGAAGUUUCAGGAUUUCCAAGCUUUAAUUUUACUUUCCGAUCGGCAGAGGAAAUUUUUCAAGAGUUUUUUGGGUCCAACAUGUUUGACUUCUUUGGUCAUACAGCAGGUCAUCACGGACCGAACGAUCACAGACGAAGAAAUCGAGGUGGUCACGACGUGUUUGGUGGAUUUGGAGGAUUUGGAGGAUUUGGCAGCAUGUUUGCUGGCAAUGGGUUUGCUGAUGGUGGAUUCAGAUCAGUUUCAUUUGGUGGACCAGGGUUUUCUAGCAUGUCUAUGUCUACUAACAUGGGAGGAGGUGGAGGUUCAUUCACUUCUACCUCGACAUCAACGCGUGUAGUCAACGGUCGCAAAGUAACAACCAAAAAAACGGUAAGGAAUGGCGAGGAGACAGUGGAAGAGUUUGAAGACGGCGUGAGGACGCGAUAUGUCAUCAACGGAGAGCAACAAUCGCUCCAAAGGCUGACAGACCACUGACUCACACUCAACUAGUGAAUAUGCUCUACUUGUAGACUCUAGCUAGAAAAGUAGUUGUCGUUUUGGGUUAGAUUACUUUAUUAUCCGUCCACGGCUUCAUUGCAGCAUUACUUUCUUUCUAAAUUGGUAAUUUAGUGGACCGACAUGUGGCAACUAAAAAAUUUUUAGUUGUCUGUCUGUCUGUUUGUCGUUUCUU
Corticium candelabrum is the source of this 1050-nucleotide messenger RNA. RefSeq names its product dnaJ homolog subfamily B member 6-like. The transcript is spliced from 8 exons. Gene Ontology annotation, molecular function: Hsp70 protein binding. Bases 150 to 854 code for a protein of 234 amino acids. The record is from RefSeq and is a predicted model, not a curated record. NCBI's taxonomy places the organism in Eukaryota, Metazoa, Porifera, Homoscleromorpha, Homosclerophorida, Plakinidae.